Molecule: messenger RNA, 12549 nt
Organism: Passer domesticus (house sparrow)
Lineage: Eukaryota; Metazoa; Chordata; Aves; Passeriformes; Passeridae
Gene: ATXN1
Product: ataxin 1
Exons: 16
Coding region: 2051-4462 (803 amino acids)
Biological process (GO): negative regulation of transcription by RNA polymerase II; nervous system development
Cellular component (GO): nucleus
Molecular function (GO): protein binding; RNA binding
Source: RefSeq, a predicted model, not a curated record
CUGUUCUACAUGGCUCUCCAUCUUGGCUGCAGUUCAAUUUUCACUGACUUCCAUGAGCUCCAUUAUGAAACCCAAGUGCAAUCCUCUCUUUGCACCAGGAUCAGCCUGUGACUCCUGAACAGACCUGAAGCUUACAAAUGCCCUCAGCCACCCCUCCCAAAGCACAUGGCUAUGAAAACUUUAUGGAGUAACAGCACAGAUCAGGGAGACAGAAAUACAUCUGCUGCCAGGCAUGCUCAGCCUUCAGCUCCUGGUCUUCUGUCUCCUCCCAGUUCUUCCCAGAAAUGAAAGAAGGCUUGAGCAGAAGACCUGCAAGACAGUCAUAGGUGCCUGAAGCUGACGAUGCACUGCGGAGCAAGUGGCCAGAAGUGAACCAGACAAGUCAAAGGCAGAAGAACAGAGAGAGUGCAAAUAUCUCAGGACUAAGACCAAGACAGAGGGACUCAAAACCAGUGAUUUGAGAGCCCCGCGACGCAGCCUGCUACAGGAGCGGGGACUUCUCUGGAACACUGGCGUGCGCAGGGAUUAAUCCCACCGUAGAGAGCCAGCCUGGCCUUUGAAGUGUUACAAGGGGAAGGAGGAGGAUCCUUGAGCUGUUGCAGAGGCAGCCAACUGCUCCAUAUUUGGCUUCUAUUACCCAUUUACAUGCUGGAGAGCGGAGAGGGAGCGAGCGCUGUACCGCAGACAUCAUUUCUACUACAGUGGUGGAGACAUCCCGGACCUGUGUCACUGCAGGGGGAAGGAAAAAAGCCAAACAAACAAAAAGCAGACCCAAGCCCCGUGAUCAGCUAGGAAGACAUUUGUGUGCGAGUCUCUCUCUGACCCCCCCACCCCCGCCAACCCCACCUCCACUGACACUUUACAUCACAUUGCAGGCCAAGGCAGAUGGGCAAGCAAUACAAGCUGUGAAUUUAUUCUUGACCCCGUAGGACAGUGACCACCAUCAUUUUUUUCUUCACCAUACAGUUAUGCACUGCCAGUAAGUGAAAAGGUCAAGAAAAGCAGUAGCUCAGUGGCUGAAUUUUUCUGAAGUGCUUUACAGCAGGGAAAGUGGGGAAACCUCUUAAAGUGGUGUCUUAUUCAAUUCUGGAGCACAGGAAAAGAGUUUUAAUGCAAAAUACCAGAAAAAAAAGUCUGCAACAUCUCCUGUGAGAGGGGGGAGAAAAGGAGAUUAACAAUUGCAUCUUGAAACACUCAUGAUUUGAGGCCAUAUGUGUCCUUUGAACUCUGAAGAAGCUGUGCCAAAAGGAAGCCUUCUUCUCCUCCCCGCCUCCCAUCGUGGAGCCGCUCUUAGAUAAUUGCAAUUAGUAGACAAUGCGGAGCGAACCCAAAUGUGAAGUCCACGGGUACAGUUUACUCUGUGCAAGUUGUAAACUCCAUGGAGCAGGUGUUUGUACAGUGCAUAGCACAGCAGGACCCAGGUUUCAUCGAGGUGUCUGGACAUGCUCUUAUGUGUUGAGGUUAGGGAAUGUGUAACGAGCAGUGGAGACGGCUCUGGGAGCAAAGUUACUUCCAUGGUUUCCAGAUGAAGAGGUUUAGAAGGGCAGAUGAGUCCAGCACCCAGACACAGUUAUUCACCCAACACGAAGUGGGUGUAACACCUUGUGAAGUUGGGCAUUUCACUGUGGACCACAUGCAAAGCAUGGGAGAUUUUGUUUAUAUGGCAAAGCCUUGGAGGAUCAAUCUUCAGAUGCGGAAUGGAUGCUAAACAGAAAUCAGAGUGAUGCCUGCCUGUUUUAUGCAAACAAAACCUCUUCUGUCCUGAGCUCUAUCUUACUUGAUUUGAAAGAGGAAAGCCACUGAGGACCUGUGAACAAUCCAGCAGCUUCUGAAAAAUCUUCAUGCUAAAGGAUAAUCCAGAAUUCCCUGAAGAAGAACAAAGUGAAUGUUAAUCCAGAGGAGCUGUCGGAGGAUCGUGCUCACAGGGAGAUGAUUCCUCAUGAAGUCACUGGAUCCCCUGCAGAAAUCAAAUGUGACUUUCCGUUUAUCAGACUGAAAUCAGAGCCAGCCAGACAGUGAAGCAAGCACAGUGGAGGGGGGACGGCGAAAGAUGAAAUCCAACCAAGAGCGGAGCAAUGAAUGCCUGCCACCUAAGAAGCGAGAAAUCCCUGCCACCAGCCUGCCUUCGGAGGUGAAGCCGGUCCUGCCAAACGAAAACCACCGUGCAGAUAACCUGGCAUGGCUCCCCAGCACACCCAGUGGCCAGGGCUGCCUGGGGGGCAGGCACCGGCCCGGGGGUACCUCCUCGGUGGAGGCAGGCUUGCAGCAGGGUUUGCACAAGUCACUGUCUGCAGGGAUGGACUAUUCCCCGCCGAGUGCGCCCAGGUCCGUUCCAGCCUCUACCACUCUUCCCACGGUGUACUCGCCCGCCCUCUCCCAGUCAGGGACCCCCGUUUCCCCCGUGCAGUACACUCACCUGCAGCACACCUUCCAGUUCGUCGGGCCCCAGUACAGUGGAUCGUACACCGGAUUCAUCCCCUCACAGCUGAUUUCCCCGACAGCCAAUUCUGCGACCGGCGCCGUGGCGGCGGCCACAGCCGUUGCAACCACUCCAUCCCAGCGCUCCCAGCUGGAGGCUUAUUCCACUUUGCUGGCCAGCAUGAGCGGCUUGAGCCAGCAGGGGCACAAAGUUGAGCCGCACCUGGUCAGGACGCCUGGACUGAUCGCUGCUGGGUCUCCUCCACCCACCCAGCAGAACCAGUACGUCCACAUUUCCAGCUCUUCCCAGAGCACUGUCAGAAAUGUCUCUCCUCCAACCAUCCCAGUCCCCCUGCACCCACAUCAGACAGUGAUCCCGCACACCCUCACCCUUGGCCCUUCCUCCCAAGUGGUGGUGCAGUACACUGACUCGGGGGGCCACUUUGUCACCAGGGAUCCCCCCAAGAAACCCGAGAGCAGCCGGCUGCAGGCGAUGCAGGCCAAGGAGGUACUGAAUGGCGAGAUAGAGAAGAGCCGGAGGUACGGCAUUUCGCCUUCUGCCGACAUGGGUCUAGUCAAAGCAGGCAAUAAACCAGCUCCCCAUCACUACGAGACCAGGCACGUGGUGGUCCACUCGAGCCCCGCCGAGUACGGCGUGCGGGAUUCCUCAGGUGUCCGAGCCUCUGUCAUGGUGGUCCCCAACAGCGGCACGCCCACGGCAGACCUGGAGGUGCAGCAGGCCGCCAACCGUGAGACCUCUCCUUCAGCCCUCAACGACAAGGGAAAUUUGCACUUAGGAAAGCCAACCCACCGGUCCUAUGCCUUGUCUCCGCAGCAGGCUCUGGGCCACGAGGGGGUGAAGGCGGUGGCCACGCUGUCCCCUCACACCGUCAUUCAGACCACCCACAGCGCCUCCGAGCAACUCCCUGUGGGGCUGCCGGCGACAGCUUUCUACACUGGGACCCAGCCGCCGGUGAUCGGCUACCUGAGCGGCCAGCAGCAAGCCAUCGGCUACCCCAGCAGCCUGCCGCAGCACCUGGUGAUCCCGGGAACCCAGUCCCUGCUGAUACCGGUCGGCAGCGCGGACGUCGAGCCGUCGGGAGUCACGCCUGCGAUCGUCACGUCGUCUCCUCAGUUUGCAGCAGUGCCUCACACGUUCGUCACCACCGCCGUCCCCAAGAGCGAGAACUUCAGUGCGGAGCCCCUCACCACCCAGCCUGCCUACCAGGCCACCAUGGUGCAGGCACAGAUCCACCUGCCCGUGGUGCAGUCCAUUGCCUCCCCUGCCGCCGCGCCCCCCACGCUGCCCCCUUACUUCAUGAAGGGGUCGAUCAUCCAGCUGGCCAACGGGGAGCUGAAGAAAGUGGAGGACUUGAAAACAGAAGACUUCAUACAGAGCGCGGAAAUUAGCAACGACCUGAAAAUAGACUCCAGCACUGUGGAGAGGAUCGAAGACAGCCAUAGCCCGGGCAUCGCCGUCAUCCAGUUUGCAGUGGGGGAGCAUCGAGCACAGGUCAGCGUGGAAGUCUUGGUAGAAUACCCUUUUUUUGUAUUUGGACAAGGCUGGUCAUCAUGCUGCCCUGAAAGAACCAACCAGCUCUUUGAUUUGCCAUGCUCCAAACUCUCAGUGGGGGACGUCUGCAUAUCGCUCACACUCAAGAACCUGAAGAACGGCUCUAUUAAAAAGGGCCAGCCCAUGGACUCAGCUAGUAUCUUGCUGAAGCAUUCAAAGAAUGACAGUCUAGCUGGAAGUAGACACAGGUAUGCGGAGCAGGAAAACGGGAUUAAUCAGGGAAGCGCACAGAUGUUAGCUGAGAACGGUGAACUGAAGUUUCCGGACAAAAUAGGAUUGCCUGCAGCACCUUUGCUCACCAAAACAGAACCCAGCAAGCCCCCAGCAACAAGGAAGAGGAGGUGGUCAGCCCCUGAAACACGAAAACUAGAGAAAUCAGAAGAGGAGCCACCUUUGACUCUUCCCAAGCCUUCUUUUAUUCCUCAGGAGGUUAAGAUUUGCAUUGAAGGUCGAUCCAACGUAGGAAAGUAAAAGUUGUUUGGGGAAAGGAAAUUAGGCUAUCCCUUGUCAUUUUUAUCCAGAUUACUGUACUGUAGACUAAAUAACCCAGUAUUUACAUGUUAUCAUCUUAUUUUAGGUUUAUGUUAUAACCUUGUUGUUAUAGUUGCAGCUGGUAUUAUGCAGGAGACUGGUGCAUAUGUUUUUCCACAAGUGUUUGUCAGUGACUAGGUUUAUCGAGAGCUACAGAAGGGGCAGUAUCUGCUUCACACACCCUUAGUGGAAAUGAAUGUGUUGUCAUGGCUCCUGUUUUCUAACACCUCGUGUAGGACAGGGUCCAGCUGUGAUUUUGUUUUCUUUUCGUCGCUGUUUUUUUUCUUGGGUUUUUUUUGGGUUUUGGUUUGUUUUUGUUUUUGUUUUUGUUUUUUUUUUUUGUGUCUGUUUUGUUGUUCUGGUUCCUGUUCUAGUUUUUUGGGGGGAGGUGAGGAGAAGGGAACUGUAGCAGAGGUGUGUGUCAGACAUGGGGUGCGUGUGCGUGUGUGUGUGGGUGUGGGUGCGUGCCAGCCCCCAGGGCGGGAUGGCCGCUCUCUGGCGGGUUGGUGAUGAGGUUUCCUCACCCCAGGUGGAUGCUGAGGACACAACCCUUGGGUGUGUUACUGAAAAGGAUCAGACAGUCUCUGAUGUUUUCAACAACAAGCCAACUCUUACUCAAGGCUCUGCUAUACAUAUAUAUAUAUAUAUAUAUAUAUAUUUGUGUGUGUGUAUAUGUAUAUAUAUAUUUUUCCCCCAUGGGGUCUGACUGCACUGAUUUUUAUUCCUAAAGCAAACUGCCACACCACAUUUCCUUUCUGCUUGCUAGUGCAGUUCCAUUGCCCGGAGUCGGCGACGGCGAGGCUGUGGGGGCCUCGCGCCGGUCGCCCUGCAGGGUUCCCUUGAGGGCGGGGCUGGGUGUGUGCGUGUGGCGUGGCUGUGCGUGGCUGUGCGAGGAGGCCUCUGGCUCUGCGGAUGCGCCUGGCUCAGGCUCACUCCUGUUUCUGUGCAGUGUUAGACAAAUCGACCGGGUUACGCCAAUGACAUUUGCUUCCACAAGGUAGACGCAGACUGCCCCUUUGAGAUCACAGGCAUCCAUCGUUUGCAGUUAGGUUGCAAAUCUUUGUCUUUAACUCUAGUACUGGUUUUAGUUCAUGGUUAUGGACGACUGGUGCCACUUUUUUCAAAUUGCGGUGUGUGACACAGGAAUCCGCUGUUGAAGAUGAACCUAGAAUGUCUUUAAGCACUUAAAAUGCUGUUCACACUUUAUUGCUGAGCAUCCUGGUCUAACACUCAGUACGUACUGUAUAUCACUUUAAUCUGCUCGGAAAGCAACAACAACAAACAAACAAAUCUCUUCAACACUGUAACUACAUGCAACUAUGUAAAGUUUUCUCACAGGCAAGAUGCUGAAAGUUUUAAUGUGGUUUCAAAGGGAUGAAUGUGAAUUAUUGAACUAGUAUGUGACAGUCAUUGUCCACAAAGGACUACUUAAUAGGAGGCACUUUUUAAACUUUAAUGCUUGAGAAAGAGUUAAAGGCAUAUGCGAGCUGACAUAAUAAAAAAAAAAUAAGAGAAAGGAAAAAGGAAAGAGGAAAAAUCAUUGUCCAGUGUUUUUGAAAAAGAUGGACUUUAAAGAAUCUUGCAAUUUGCACAUCUUGAGUUUAUCAUUUGUGUGGUAUUCCUGCAGUUUUUACCUAAUAAUGUUGUGGGGUGGGGGGGUCUGAAAGAGCAUAAACAAAUGUAGCAAUUACUCACUAACCUGCCUACGCUCUAGGCCAUUUCAUAGGGUUACGUUCCUUUCAGAGUUCAUUUUCAGUCUUUCUACCUUAUCGGCCACACAGAACCAGGUCCUACCGGGACACCUCUGAGAAUUUUUCUUCAGACUUGCUGAGAGAGUUUUCCAGAAAAAAAACCAUUUCUAUAAGUAAGCAAGGUGUUUGUUUGUUUUGAAAACAAACCUAUUGUUAUUUUAUUUUUAUUAUUAUUAUUAUUAUUAUUUGUUAUUUUAAUUGCAUCGUUUUCCAUUGGAAAGGCGACAUUUCAGGAGUUUGGUACAAACCAAGUAGGAGCGGGGGGAUUCACGCGUUCAGUCUUUUCUUUCCCCAGGUAGGGCCGGAUCCUCUGAGGUGCUGUGCACCAAACCUCCUGCAUGAGCCUCGGGGAGGUGCGAGUAUGAAGUGUGUCGGGGCUGAGUGCUAAAGCCUGUCACUGCUUCUUGGAAGAUCCCAGUGGGAUUUCAGUGGGAUCGCACUCGGGCCCUCUGUGAGCAAGCGUUCGUGUCGUCAUUUUUGGUUGGCGAGUUCACAUCCUUCAGGUAGUUUUGAAGAAGCUGUACUCAUAGGGAGAACAGGAAAUCAAAGUCUGUCAUUAGAAACACAGUAACCUAAAGUGAACAAAUUUAUUUAAAGUCUUGUUUUCCCUCUCCCCUGAAAUACAGUGCUUUUCUUUGAGAGAAGAAAUGUUAACCCCAAACCCCAUCUUUGACUCUUGUUACUUGUUACUUGAAAUUUAGCUCACACCAGACCUAAUUGUUUUUAUACCAUAUUCUGGGGUGCACCAAAAAGUUGAAAUAUGUUUAAAAUAGCUUGAAACUUUUUUUGAAUUUCCUUGAAUUUUAUUAACCUCUCAGCGGGCUACCAAAUAGCUGAGUGGGUUUCUUCUCACAAUCACACAGCUUAGUUAGUGCUUAUUUGUUAAUAUUUCUGCUCAGAGAAGUUGCUUAAUCUUCCAUAUACUCUGCUCAGGGCACUUGCAAUUUAUUGUUUUGUUUUGUUUCCUGUUUUUUUUUUAAGCUUUGAUGGUAAAGGAAUAGAAAGAUUACAGAUUUUAGUUCACAGUCUUACCACUAUUUCUGUACUUCACGUGUACUUAGAAAAAAAGAAAUCUCAAGUAAAACCAUUUGCAUACACAUUUGUGGUCAAUAAGGAAGCAGGGGCUAUUAAACUGACUGGAUCUAUUCAACUAACACUAAAAAAAAUAAUAAUAAUAAAAAAAUACAUUUGGAGCAAUAGGAAUGUAUUAGUUCUGUGCUUGUAUUUCAGACUGAGGAAUUCUGAAAUAACUGGUUCUUUCCAAACAAUUGUCCCCUUCCAUGCUUUAGCUUUUGUAGGAUGUGCAAUACUUUACGUGCCAACUUAGACUCACCUGUGCGGUGUUAGCUAGAUCUCAUACCCACUUCUGAUUUCCCCUGGUUUUGUCUCUUUUGAAUUCUUUCUUUCUACCUUUCUCCCUGCCCCUGCCCCCCCAACAUUAAUAAGUCCCUCCCCGUCCUCCCCCCUCCAAAAAUCCACACCAUAUUAAGGGUAGAAGAUCCCUUGCCCCGGGAAACACGAACCCAUUUUCUAUUUGUUGUUUAAAGAGAUCCAGGAAGAAAAAAAAAAAAAAAAAGGCAAAAAAGAGAUGUAUUCAUGUCUACAUGGCAUCCAUCCAGGCAGAGGGUGGCACUCAACCAUAUGGCCGAGUGCCACCUUCCACCUGGACACGCGCACACAGGAGCUGGCUCCCAUCGGGGCCGAGCCCUUUGCAAGGUGAGGCUUUGCCUUUCCCUCUGGCACUGAGCAUCCCUUGUGCUGCAGCCCCAGGCCCGGGAGUGCCAUCAGUCCCCAGGGCAGGUGCAAAACACCACUCGUAAGCAGGGGAUGCUGAGGUGAAGCUGAAGGAGGAGGCUCUGCCUCUGCUCUGCGUGGCGGCCGCUUUGCAAUAGUAACUAAGCAGUUUUUUUUUUUUGUCUGUUUGUUUCUCUCCUUUUGUAGCAGGCCUCUUUAGUUUACAAUGAAAUGCAUACAAUCACCAAGAAAUUAGUCAGGGCAAAGAAAAAUAAAACAAGAACCUCUUUAUAGGGAUUUCUAAAAAACAAAAAAAUCUAUUUGUCUGUCUAUCUAUCUAUCUAUCUAUCUGUCUGUCUAACUAUCAAUAUAUCUAUCUAUCUCUAUAUAUACAGUGACUGUUCCUUAUAGCGUCUAACUUAGGCAUUGUUUCAGUUUGUCUGGGCCACAUCAUGGGGAAUUUGAGUUUGAUGUCACUUACCUCGAGUCCUCUGGUCGAGACCCGAAUCGGAGUCGCUGUUGACCUAUUUUACCAUUUUGUACCUUGCCCUUAGACUUGCUUUCCCUCAAAGAUGCAGACCUCGGGAGGAGGGGAGGGACACACGUUCCUUUUUUCAUUCCUUUAAUUCCUUUGUCCCACUGUCGUGUCGUUCCCGUCAUUUUCUCAGCAUGGGGAAGUGACAUCACUACUCUUGUUUCCCUUAAAUCAAGGAACAUUUAGAAACCUUUCACACCUUUUACUCAGGGAUGGGGCUGGUGUAUGUGUGGUACACUGAUGUGACCAGAAGCAGCACUUUUACUGCUCCGGAGUAGGGAUGUACAAUGUUACAGACAAGUUUGGAUUUCCUGCAUCUCAUGGUUUAAACUUUGUAGAUCUCAUUUAGAUUGCAAUACAAAAGCAGCAGGCUCAGCAUGAACUGUAGCUGUUGGUUAUCAUGAAAAUACACUCUCUGCAGAGAUUUAUAUUACUUUAAAGUGUGUUGCCAGUAGUAAAAAGGAAAUUGUGAAAUUCUGUUAAUUCUUGCAACUGCUUAAAAAAAAAAAAAAAGCCUGUGUCAGGGAGAGUGAAUUCUCAAUCUUUUUAAACACUAAUAGUGUUGUUUCAGAGUGGCUUUUGGUGCAAUGCUCUGCAUGUCAUGGGACCCAGUUCUGCAAACGCUUAUACAUGUGCCCAUGGGAGGUCUGGGCUGGCCAGCAAAGGCUGCUCAGGGGCUUGCUGUAAAGCACAUGUAUAAAUCUUGGUGAAAUUGAAGCGUGGUUCAAUCAGGGCCGGAUCCUGACCUUAACGAGGCAGCUGGAAAAAUGUCAGGGUUGACCAGGGCAGAAGCCUUGGGCAGGUGAAGGGGAUUCAGCCCAUUGAAACACUUCUGGUGUCCCAGAAACUUGACAAAUGGCAGAAUGAGAUAUGCACUCAUACAGUUUCCAUUUCUUCCCUCCCCAUCAUCACAGGUAGCAGCAGAGUCCACUGCAGGCUCUGGCCAGUGUUGAUGUGAAAAGCAAGGGGAACAUACCACCAGAGUGGAGGCAGUUAUUUCCUUUUCUCUGGUUUUUCCAACCCUCCCACUCUCCCAAAUGCUGUAAUACAUAGCAGAAUGAGAAUUUGUUGAUGCAGAUAUGCAUAUGUGCACACACACCCCCAGGCAGAAGUGUCUGUUUGCACACAAAGAAGUUACGUGUGCAUUUUUUUUACGUGUAUGCCUACAUGUCCACUUGAUUCCCUGUCCUGAGGACAGCCUUGCUUUGUGCCCAUAGGGAAAUUCCAAACACGUUGCACACCUCUACUCCAGAGUUCAAUUUCUUUUACAUAGACGACCUCGCUUCAGAUGUGUUACCUUUACUGAUAGGAUCUUUUCUUGUAGCACUAUACCUUGUGGGAAUAUUUUUUGAUGUAAACCUAAUUUGAGAAGCUUAUUAAAAAUAGAAACUUUUUUUGAAGCACUCACAUUGAGGAGUACAGGUAAUGUUUUAAAAAAUUGCACAAAAGAAAAAUGAAUGUUGGAAUGAUUCAUUCAGUGUUUGAAAAAGAGAUGGCUCUGUUUGAACAGUGAGUUUCAUACCUUGUUUGUAAAAAAAAAAAAGUUUUUAAAUACAAAAGCAGAGAAAGGUUGAAAGUUACAUGUUUUUUGUAUAUAGAAAAUGUCAUGUCUAGAUGAUCUGAUUUGUAUUGGCUCUGGCCAGGAAGAAUUAUUACUUAAAAGGCUCUUAAAGAACAACUGUGCUUAAUUUUCUGUUCGUAUUACAUGGGUCCCAUUUCUGGGGAAUGGAGUCACACUGUUAAUUCCUGUGCUGAAAAUACACCUUGGAGCAGCAAUUCCUGAGUGCAGCUACCAGGCACUUCGAAGGGUGGCUACUGUGCAAAACGAGUCUCACCCUCCGGCUGUAUUUGGCUUUAAGUCUCUUCCGCCUGCGCUGAGGGAGCCCUGGCAGCCCAGAGGUCAGGGCUGGUUUCGAGGGAGGCCCUGGCCGUGCCCUGGGCAGGCGAGGCCCGGCUGGCCCGAGUGUGGGGACCCUGCUGGUGCUGGCAGCCCUCGGGUUGAGAGCUGCUGCUGGCUGAGCACAACUUGCGUAGUUUCCACCUGAGGUCUUUUGGUCCCAUUUUUUUUCUCUCUCUGGGGAUGCUGUUCUACAUUUUUUCAGCACUUCCUGGUCCAGAUGAAAUCCAAAGAGUACAACCCUGAGCUAGAAGUGCUUGUAACAAGGUAUCCUUGCCCAGCACUAGCAGCAGAAUGGUACCCCAGGCGACCCAGCUUUCCAGCCCCUGUCACUGCCCCUUUCUCCUGCCACUGCUGCCAGAGCGCCAGGAGCAGCUGGUCACACGGUUCCAGUGACAGUCUUGACCAGUGGCAAGACUGAUGUUUUUCAGAAGCCAAAAGGAGAGGAUCCUGAAGCAGUUUCUGAAGAGAGGAUCCUUUUCCUGUCCAAAGAUGGAGCUGGGCAGCUGGGAGCUGAUGGCAGGGUGGAGAGGGCAAAGUUUCCAGCUGCUCCCAUCCCCGUUCCCAGAGGUGACCCAAGCUUUGGCUCCCACAGGCACAGGGGAUGGGAAUGCUCGCUCUGUGCAAGUGACCCCCGGGCGUUCAGAAACCAGCCCCAGUUGUGUUAUGGUGAAGUGCAUUCAGCCAACAGGUAGUAUUUAUACAAUAACCGUCUCUGAGGUUUCCGUAGGUUUUUUCUUGUUGUUAGCUGAAAGGACGCAAGUCUUCCAUUGAGGAUUUUAAGGAGGCUUCAUCCAAGGUUGUUUCUUUUUUGUUAGUUUCUAUUUUGAGCAGUUAAAGCUCCUGUGCCCUUUCCCUCGACCACGCAGUAGGUGUGCAUUGGAAGUGUUGUUUGCAGCGAGCGGAGUCACUUGUUGAAGCUGUCCUUGCUGUACUACGAGAUUGGUGAUGGGCAGAAACUUCAGGGCCCAGAUCCUCAGCCAGGGUGGAGCCAGGGAGGGACCACUGGCUCCGCCGGCAGUGUGGGUCUGCCCCUUCACACCUGCUGGCGAGGGGAUUCCACCCUGGCAUUUGCUUUAAAAGUCCAGGACCCAGGUACUCUCCCGUUGAACAAGCUCUGCAGAAUUCUUGUUCCAGUCCACCGGGUUUGGAUCUGGGCAGCUGAGGGCAAAAACGGGCCAGGGAUGGCUGCAGGUGGCUCGGACGGCCAGGCGCUUCGCGAAGUUACUAAUCUGGUAAGGCAUAGAUGCAACUCUUCACGACAGUCAGCUAAUGUUGAAACUCACUAAUGUAUGUAUUUGCUCCUUUUUUUUUUUAAUAAUGUAUUAACUUGUUGAACACUGUUCUUUUUGCAGUGUUACAAAAGUGGGGGUGGGGGGAAUUUCCCAACCUUUUUCAGUUUGGGUGAGCUACUGAAAUCCAUUUUGUACUAGCUAUGUCACCGCUCCCGGCAGCAGCUGGCAGCGGCGCUUGGCCGAGCCAGGGUCAGGUCCAGUCAUUCAACAUCUGUAGUUUUUAAAUUUAUUUUUUUUAAUUGUCUAGUAUUACUAAUGAGGGUUGUCGCAAAUCACACUUCCAGUGUAGUUCCUAGUGUAGGCCCAGUAAAAGGGAUAUCGCAGCUUUGUGUUGGGGAGAAAUUGAGCUGACAUGGCCAGUACAAAGGAGAAAAUAGGGAGGGAAUAACGUUUUGCACCUUAUUGAAAAGAGGAGAAGAUUUUAAGUGCAUACAGACAUAGUUAAGAGCUUUUAUUGUGACAGGAGAACUUUUUUCCAUAUGCGUGCAUACUCUCUGUAAUUCCAGUGUAAAAUAUUGUACUUGCACUAGCUUUUUUAAAACAAAUAUUAAAAAAAAUGGAAGAAUUCAUAUUCUAUUUUCUAAUGGUGGUGUGUCUAUUUGUAGGAUACACUCGCGUCUGUUUAUUGAAUUUUAUGGUCCCUUUCUUUGAUGGUGCUUGCAGGUUUUCUAGGUAGAAAUUAUUUCAUUAUUAUAAUAAAACAAUGUUUGAUUCAAAAUUUGAACAAAAUUGUUUUAAAGAAAUUGUCUGUAUACCAGUACAAGUUUAUUGUUUCAGUAUACUCGUACUAAUAAAAUAACAGUGCCAAUUGCAAA